ACCAAGGCGGGUGAGAGAGGAUGCUGAUACUUACUCUCGCCGGCAGUGCUUGUGGGAGGCACGUGGUACCCUCAGAAACCUUUCUUCUGUCCAGCCUUCGCCGCAAGGCCCCAUUUAGGUUAAAUACUUGCUUUAGAGGUAGACGCUUGCGGCCGCAUUCCGGCCCCCACCUCGUUUUCCGCCGGGUAGAAGCCGGUCCCAGAGACGCGAUGGGAGACCGUGGAAAACGCCGGUUCCAAAGUCUAGAAUCUCCCGGCGUGCUGGAGUCACGUAGGCUGCCGGCUCCGGAACCAGCUACUAGUCAGGGUCCGCCUAGCUCCGGUCCUCGCACGGAUCUACUAGACCCGCAGCACUGCUGGCUGGGCGAAUCGGCCGGCGCCGGAAUUCUGCGUCAUCGUUUGGGCGGAGUGGCCCGCAGUGACGCCAUCAUCCCGGCACCUGCCAACAUGGAAGGUAGCGACGGCGGCGUUGCUGUGGCUGGCCACCGGGCUUUGGGCUCUGGAACGGCUGCGGCGACAGUCCGGGAGCUUCUGCAAGACGAUUGUUAUAGUGAUUUUUUAAAUGAAGACUUUGAUGUGAAGACUUAUACUUCCCAAUCUAUUCAUCAAGCUGUAAUUGCUGAACAACUAGCAAAACUUGCCCAAGGAAUCAGUCAGUUGGAUAAAGAACUACACCUACAGGUUGUUGCAAGGCAUGAAGAUUUACUGGCACAAGCAACUGGGAUCGAGUCUUUGGAAGGUGUUCUUCAGAUGAUGCAUACAAGAAUUGGGGCUUUACAGGGAGCUCUUGAUAGGAUGAAAGCAAAAAUUGUUGAGCCAUACAAUAAAAUAGUCGCCCGUACCGCACAACUAGCAAGACUUCAGGUUGCUUGUGAUUUGCUACGGAGAAUAAUUCGUAUCUUGUAUCUCAGUAAGAGACUCCAAGGACAACUGCAGGGAGGAAGUAAAGAGAUAACUAAAGCUGCUCAAAGUCUCAAUGAACUUGAUUAUCUCUCUCAAGGAAUAGACCUUUCUGGAAUAGAAGUAAUAGAAAAUGAUCUACUUUUUAUUGCAAGAGCUCGACUUGAAGUGGAAAAUCAAGCUAAGCGCCUACUGGAGCAGGGAGUGGAGACUCAGAAUCCAACCCAGGUUGGAACAGCUCUUCAGGUUUUCCAUAAUCUUGGAACUUUGAAGGAUACUAUUACAAGUGUCAUGGAUGGAUAUUGUGCUGCUUUAGAAGAAAAUAUCAACAGUGCAUUAGACAUCAAAGUUUUGACUCAGCCUUCUCAGUCAGCUGUGAGAGGGGGACCUGGGAGAUCCACUAUGCCAACUCCUGGAAACACUGCAGCUUUUCGUGCUUCUCUAUGGACCAAUAUGGAGAAACUUAUGGAUCAUAUAUGUACUGUUUGUGGACAGGUUCAACAUCUACAAAAAAUAUUAGUCAAAAAAAGAGAUCCUGUUUCUCACAUUUGUUUCAUUGAAGAAAUAGCUAAGGAUGGACAAUCUGAAAUCUUAUAUACUUUUUGGAAUUCAGUUACUCAAGCACUUUCUUCCCAAUUUCACAAGGCAACAAAUUCUUCUAUGUUUUUAAAACAGGCAUUUGAAGGAGAAUACCCUAAAUUAUUGCGCCUUUAUAAUGAUUUAUGGAAACGUCUUCAACAAUACAGCCAAAAUAUUCAAGGAAAAUUUAAUGCAAGUGGAACUACAGAUCUCCAUGUUGACUUACAACACAUAGAAGAUGAUAUGCAGGGCAUAUUCUUACCUAAAAGACCAGAUUAUGAUCCAGAAAAAGCUUUGAAAGACUCACUGCAACCUUUUGAAGCUGCUUAUUUAUCAAAAUCUUUAUCUCGACUCUUUGAUCCUAUCAACUUGGUUUUCCCCCCGGGGGGUCGUAAUCCUCCAUCUGCAGAUGAACUUGAAGGUAUCAUUAAAACUAUAGGAAGUGAACUAAACGUAGCUGCUGUUGAUACAAACCUCACAUUAGCAGUGUCAAAAAAUGUGGCAAAGACCAUCCAGUUGUAUGGUGUAAAAUCAGAACAGCUUCUCUCCACACAAGGUGAUGCAAGUCAGGUGAUUGGGCCUCUGACUGAAGGGCAAAGAAGAAAUGUGGCAGUGGUGAAUUCGUUAUUUAAAUUGCAUCAGUCAGUAACAAAGGUGGUUUCCAAUCAGAGUUCAUUUCCACCAGCAGCUGAGCAAACUAUCAUUUCAGCCCUAAAGACAAUCCAUGUUCUUAUGGGAAAUGCUGUGCAACCCUUACUAACAUCAGUGGCAGAUGCUAUAGAGGCCAUCAUCAUCACCAUGCAUCAAGAAGAUUUUUCUGGGUCAUUAUCCAGCUCAGGAAAGCCUGAUAUUCCUUGCUCUCUAUAUAUGAAGGAACUGCAGGGUUUCAUUGGCAGAGUUAUGAAUGACUACUUUAAACACUUUGAAUGUUUGGAUUUUGUCUUUGACAACACGGAAGCUAUUGCCCAAAGGGCAAUUGAACUUUUUAUCCGCAACGCCAGUCUCAUAAGACCGCUUGGUGAAAGUGGGAAAAUGCGACUAGCUGCAGACUUUGCACAGAUGGAGUUGGCCGUGGGUCCAUUCUGCAGAAGAGUAUCUGAUUUAGGAAAGUCCUAUCGAAUGCUCAGGUCAUUCAGACCACUGCUCUUCCAGACAAGUGAGCAGGUGGCCAAAAGCCCAGCACUGGGGGACAUCAUUCCAUUCAGCGUCGUGAUCCAGUUUUUGUUCACAAGAGCACCACCUGAGCUAAAAUCCCCCUUCCAGAGGGCAGAAUGGUCUCACGCUCGCUUCUCGCAGUGGCUGGACGACCACCCAUCAGAAAAGGACAGGCUGCUCCUCAUCAGGGGAGCCUUGGAAGCUUAUGUUCAAUCAGUAAGAAGUAGAGAAGGCAAAGAAUUCGCGCCAGUUUAUCCCAUAAUGGUUCAACUGCUUCAAAAAGCUCUGACUGCUCUUCAGUAACAAUGUGAAGUAUCUGUUAAUCAUUAUUUUGUGUUAACCUCUUGAUGUUGCAUCCUCUGUUUUAAGAAUAUACUUGUUUUUCUGUAUUUCCUAUUGAUCUUUUUCUGUUUACCUCUUGAGUUCUGCCUUAAGUAGCAAAAAAUGUUUUAGAUUCAUCACUAUCUUCAAACUCCAUGGACUUGCUUUUCCCAAAAAGACAUCUGAUUCGUCUGACUUUCCUGAGGCUAAAAUUUAUUCCCCAUCAUCUAACAGUCUUUCUACAAGUACACAUCCAUAUUAAGCCCCACUGAUUUUUAAGGUAUAUGGUCAUGUGAUCGUAAGGCAUGUAUCUUGCUUCCCCAUGCCAACCUUCUCCCUUACUAGCUAGCAAGUAUCUGGCUCAGUCAUUUCCAAAUCUGACUACAGGUUAUAAUGCACCUGAUGCCCCAGGUGCAGCCCGUACCAACACAGCAAGAGUGGGAGUAGGCUAGUAGUGGUUAGUUAUUAUUUUAAAAGCCCCAGACAUAGUCUAAUUGCAGCAAAGUUUGGGAACCACUAACAUAUCCCAAAGCUAAGAAUUAGGGUUAAAUGUUUAAAAUAUGUCACUAAUAAAGACAGAGGAAGACUUUU
Molecule: messenger RNA, 3545 nt
Organism: Condylura cristata (star-nosed mole)
Lineage: Eukaryota; Metazoa; Chordata; Mammalia; Eulipotyphla; Talpidae
Gene: COG5
Product: component of oligomeric golgi complex 5
Exons: 22
Coding region: 21-2936 (971 amino acids)
Biological process (GO): intra-Golgi vesicle-mediated transport
Cellular component (GO): COG complex
Source: RefSeq, a predicted model, not a curated record